Molecule: messenger RNA, 6007 nt
Organism: Stegostoma tigrinum
Lineage: Eukaryota; Metazoa; Chordata; Chondrichthyes; Orectolobiformes; Stegostomatidae
Gene: slc4a10a
Product: solute carrier family 4 member 10a
Exons: 27
Coding region: 65-3382 (1105 amino acids)
Biological process (GO): transmembrane transport; regulation of intracellular pH; monoatomic anion transport
Cellular component (GO): basolateral plasma membrane; plasma membrane
Molecular function (GO): sodium:bicarbonate symporter activity; solute:inorganic anion antiporter activity; monoatomic anion transmembrane transporter activity
Source: RefSeq, a predicted model, not a curated record
ACGAAUAUCAAGCAGCGAGCCAGAGCAGCGGGGCUCGCGGCACAGGUACCAGCGGAGAGGAGACAUGGACAGCAAGGAGCAAGGAGCCCAAAUGGAGCCAUUGUUACCCACGAGAAAUGAUGAAGAAGCUGUUGUAGACAGAGGGGGAACAUGCACGAUUCAGAAAUCACAUUUUGAAAAAGAAGACUUGGAAGGUCAUAGGACUUUGUAUAUUGGCGUUCACGUACCACGCGGAAGACGAAGCCAUCGACGUCAUAGGCAUCGGGGACACAAACAUCGCAAGCGUGAUCGAGAGAGGGACUCUAGCACAGAGGAUGGCAGAGAGUCUCCUACUUACGAUACUCCAUCCCAACGUGUGCAGUUUAUCCUUGGAACAGAAGACGAUGAUGAAGAACAUAUCCCUCAUGAUCUAUUCACUGAGCUUGAUGAAAUUUGUAUGCAUAAUGAUGAAGAUACGGAAUGGAAAGAAACUGCUAGAUGGCUAAAAUUUGAGGAAGAUGUGGAAGAUGGAGGAGAUCGAUGGAGCAAGCCAUAUGUUGCUACAUUGUCGCUUCACAGCCUAUUUGAAUUGAGGAGUUGUAUCAUCAAUGGGACAGUUUUGUUGGAUAUGAGAGCUAGCAGUAUUGAGGAAAUUUCUGACCUAAUCUUGGACCAGCAAGUACCCUCAGGACUGACUGAUGAUAUUCGUCAAAAGGUUCAUCAAGCCCUCCUAAAACGACAUCAUCAUCAGAAUCAAAAGAAGCUUAGCAAUCGAAUUCCUAUAGUAAGAUCCUUUGCUGACAUUGGAAAAAAACAUUCUGAUCCACAUUCGUUGGAUAAAAAUGCUGGUGGGAAGACCUCAAGACAUGUUGAAAACUCUCCUCAAAGAGCUUCAGGUCACAUGAUCUCACCACAGUCUGCACCUGCUAAUUUGGAAGGCAAAACUGACGUCAGCCGAGAGAACAGUACAGUGGACUUUAGCAAGGUGGAUAUGCAUUUUAUGAAAAAGAUUCCUGCGGGUGCAGAGGCUUCAAAUAUUUUAGUUGGCGAACUUGAAUUUUUGGAUCGAUCAAUAGUAGCAUUUGUCCGUUUGUCUCCUGCUGUUGUUCUCUCAGGAGUUGCUGAAGUUCCCAUUCCAACACGAUUUUUGUUUAUUCUCUUGGGGCCUCUUGGUAAAGGUCCACAAUAUCAUGAAAUUGGCAGGUCGAUUGCAACCCUGAUGACUGAUGAGGUAUUCCAUGAUGUUGCAUAUAAAGCAAAAGAUCGUAAUGACUUAGUUGCUGGCGUGGAUGAAUUUCUUGAUCAAGUCACUGUUUUGCCACCGGGGGAGUGGGACCCAUCAAUCCGAAUAGAACCACCAAAAAGUGUACCUUCCCAGGAGAAAAGAAAAAUUCCAGGGAUUCCAAAUGGAACCACAGCUCAUGGGGAUUCUGACCCAUUUGAAAUGCAUAGUGGACCUGAGCUACAGAGAACAGGAAGGAUAUUUGGUGGAUUAUGUGAAGACAUCAAAAGAAAAAUUCCAUAUUUCUGGAGUGAUUUUAGAGAUGCAGUCAACUUACAAUGUGUAGCAUCCUUCCUGUUCCUGUACUGUGCCUGUAUGUCUCCUGUUAUCACAUUCGGUGGUUUACUGGGUGAAGCUACAGAAGGAUGCAUAAGUGCAAUUGAGUCUCUGUUUGGAGCAUCUAUGACAGGCAUAGCAUAUUCACUGUUUGCAGGGCAACCACUAACGAUCCUAGGAAGCACAGGACCAGUCUUGGUGUUUGAAAAGAUCCUCUUUAAAUUUUGCAAAGAUUAUGGCUUAUCCUACCUUUCUCUGAGAACCUGUAUUGGACUUUGGACAGCUUUUCUUUGCUUAGUUCUUGUUGCUACAGAUGCAAGUUCGUUGGUCUGUUACAUCACCCGCUUCACAGAGGAAGCAUUUGCUUCCCUCAUUUGCAUAAUAUUCAUCUAUGAGGCAUUAGAAAAGCUGUAUCACCUUGGUGAGACAUACCCUAUCAAUAUGUAUAAUCACUUGGAACAGUUGACCCACUAUUCAUGCAUUUGUGUAGAACCACAAAACUUGAACAAUAAAACUUUGCAGUACUGGAAUAACCACAAUAUCACAGCAGCAGAAAUUCCAUGGGGAAAUAUGACACUGUCUGAAUGUAUAAAAUUUCAUGGAAGGUUUCUUGGCACAGCUUGUGGACACCAUGGUCCAUAUGUUCCAGAUGUCUUAUUCUGGUCAAUUAUACUGUUCUUUUCCACAUGUACGUUAUCACAUUUCCUGAAGCAAUUUAAGACAAGCCGCUACUUUCCGACCAAGGUACGAUCAACUGUUAGUGAUUUUGCUGUCUUUCUCAGUAUUGUCACUAUGGUUUUAAUUGACUAUGGUCUUGGGAUACCAUCACCAAAGCUCCAAGUCCCCAGUGUUUUCAAGCCAACCAGAGAUGACCGUGGUUGGUUGAUUAAUCCUCUGGGUCCAAACCCAUGGUGGACUGUACUUGCAGCUUUUAUUCCAGCCCUCCUUUGUACAAUAUUAAUUUUCAUGGACCAACAGAUCACUGCUGUUAUUGUCAACAGGAAGGAACACAAAUUGAAGAAAGGAUGUGGUUACCAUUUGGAUUUGAUAAUUGUGUCCAUCAUGCUUGGAGUUUGCUCUAUUUUGGGAUUGCCUUGGUUUGUGGCUGCUACUGUGCUCUCCAUAUCACAUGUCAACAGCCUGAAAUUGGAGUCUGAAUGUUCGGCACCUGGUGAACAGCCAAAAUUCUUAGGCAUCCACGAGCAACGAGUUACUGGCCUUAUGAUAUUUGUCCUUAUGGGGUUAUCUGUCUUCAUGACCUCUGUUCUACAGUUCAUUCCAAUGCCGGUACUGUAUGGAGUGUUCCUGUAUAUGGGUGCAUCUUCACUAAGAGGAAUUCAGUUAUUUGAUCGUUUGAAACUGUUUGGAAUGCCCGCAAAACACCAACCAGAUUUCAUCUACCUACGACAUGUGCCUCUUAGGAAAGUUCACCUCUUCACUGUGAUUCAGGCUUCUUGUUUGAUUAUUCUUUGGAUAAUUAAAGCUUCUCGGGCUGCCAUUGUCUUCCCUAUGAUGGUUUUAGCGCUCGUGUUUAUCCGAAAACUGAUGGAUUUCAUCUUCACCAAGCGAGAGCUAAGCUGGCUAGAUGAUGUGAUGCCUGAGAGUAAAAAGAAAAAGUUAGAAGAUGAAGAAAAAGAAGAAGAGCAAAUAAUGUUGACAAUAGAAGAAGAAGGAACAAUUCAGUUACCUUUGGAUGGAGAUUACAGGGAUGAUCCUUCUGUUAUCAAUAUUUCUGAUGAAAUGGCCAAAACUGCUGUCUGGAAAGCACUCCCAAUGAAUACUGGAAAUGCAAAAAAUAAAGACACUUUCUUUGCAUCAAAAAGCUCCCCUUCCUUACCUCUAUAGAAGCUAGUUCCCCAAAGUUCAUAUACUAAUCUUGAACGAAGGAAAGAGAAGACUGUCGACUCAGGGAAGGGUAUCGACAGGGAAACAUGUCUUUGAUCUAUUUUAUUAAUCAUUUCAUGUUUAACCUGCUCAAUGAAAAAAUAGUGUCAUAUUUAAUUAUUCAAUCAAAUUCAGUUCCAAAUUUACUUGUGUAGUAAUCUAACAAUUUACCAUUAAAACCAGCAAAUAAUAACUUAUGAACAGUGUUGGAUGCACUAAUAUGUUAUUAGGUACUAAUAAGUGUUUUAAGAUUUUACAUGUGAAAAUAUUAGUGUAUCAGGUGUGCACUUGACAUAAAAAAAGCUGCAGUUUACUUCUUGUAGCAUAUUAUCUCAUCUAGAUUUUAUAGCUGUAAUUUGUAAGUUAGUAUUUGUGAUUUUACAUUUUAAAUAUGUAGUUAUCUAUUUAUUUAUAUUGCUUUAUAAGGUUAUAUUUAGACAGCUAUUCAGAAGCGUUGUUAGUGUUGGCAUUAUGUACUAUUCAAUAACAUAUUUUAGAUGUUUUUCAUAACCUCUGUAUUUUAUGUAUUAUGCAAAUUAUAAAAGCUUUAUCUGGGAGCCAUACAAGAUGAUAUAUAUUUCCAUAGAGUGAAUGACUAUGUAAAAUUAAUAUAUUUACCACUUUCGAUUCCUUUCUAAACCUACUCUGAGUUAGUUUAAGAACAGUUAGCAAGUUAACAGAUUUGGUUUUACUUAACGUUGUGAGGUUAGUAACACUGGUCAAGCACAGAAUGUUUAAGAUUUAAUGUGUUAAAAUAUCCAAUGAGAAUCAAUUAUUUUCUCAUUGUUGGUAAAAUGUAAUAUAGUAAUGAUAAUACCAUAGCUCUAUUUCUGAAAAAAACACAUUUUGUCAACAGGUGAGGUUAGCUGUAACAAGUUGCUCCUGUAUUGUUGCAAUAAGAGUGGUAUGCCACUAUCAGGAUGCUACCAUGAUGUUAUAAGAUGUUCUGCUUAUCGUACACGAAUAAUGUGGCAUUCAAAUUUCAGUGCUGAUGUGAUAUCAGUGCAUGUGUCCCAAGGACAGGGGAAUUACAAUUUUGGUUGUUCACCACAGGCAAGGUAUUUACCAUACCCCAAAAGCCCAAGCUUGCAAAACUCAAAACCUAGAGUUCAACAUUAGAUAUAAUUUCAUGUUUGGACAACAUUUGUUAAAUAGUCCUGAAUAUGCUAGGAAUUAUACUGACAACCAGUUUCUGAUUUUCUUUUAGGUUCAUAGUGUGGUACUGUUGUGUGUACUGGAAACUAUGCAUGUUCAUCUAAAGGGUUCUGUGUUUUGCAUAUAGAAAGAAAGUAUACACGCAUUACGUCUGUUUUAACCUAACAAAAUAGGGAACAGACAAUUUGUUUCAUUCUUCAGGGCACUGCCUUGAAUAAUUUAAACUGCUUGUUUAAAUUUAAAUAAAGCUUGGUAAUUGACAGUCAGUCAUACAGUAUAGAAUGUUAUUUUGUAUUCUUGCAAUAUUCUGAUGAGAGCAAGAUAAAGAAGCUCGACAAAAUGUCUUCUUUCAGCGAUACCCAUGUUUUUUUACUACAAGGUGAAGAUUCCGAUUAAUUCUAAUUAAAAUUGCAAUAUUAAAGAGGCUGUUUAUUUUGCAUAGCAUACAUAAUUUAUAGUACACUUCCACCGCGUAUUUUAAAUCUGGGCUUCUCAAACUAUGGGUCAGGACAUUUGAAAUUCUGGGUAGCACAUUUUAUGGCAGCAAUGGCUAACUGUGAAGGUCUAACUGUUGUAACAGUUCUGCUUUGAUUCUGCCAGACAGGCUCCCACUGUAGUAGGCACACUCCCCAUCACACCUCCUGCUCCCAAUUCCCACCCCACCCUAUGCAGGUCUCCUUCAUUGUAUCAUAGUUCUCACUCAGAGGUCAGACAAUUUUCCAAUGUCAAAGUAAGGAUACAAUGAGAAAAGGGUUGUGAAGCACUGUUUGAAAUCUUUGCAAUGUUCUGACAAAGAAACAAAACCAGCCAUUCAUUAAGGGGCCCAUAUUGUUUCUGUGAACCUGUUCAAUCCGAUAGAAAAGCAAACAUUUUCACUGUGAAAUGAAUGAAGAACAAAAUAUUGGUAAUCUGUAUACAUAAUAAGAAGAAUGGGCAUGUAAUUUUGAAUUUUCUCAGAACAUUUCUCUGUAGUACACUUAAAGUACAAAUUUUGUUAAUUAAAUUUAGAAAUCUCACUUUAUUCAUGACAUUACAAACCUUCCUUAUAUAUGUAAAUUUAUUGUUUAAGAUCUAUUAGCACAACUGGAUUUUUCAUUAGUGAUUCAAUUAAAAUUAUAUCUGUAUAUGAUGGCUAAACAUUAAAAUUCACAAAAUAAUCUAUUUUAAUCUUUUUUUUGAUGAAAAGCUAUGCUUCCAUAACAAAGAUUAAUAACAUUAGUUGUUUUAUGCAGAAAUGUAAAUACAGAUUUAUUCUAUAUGGAUUGUUUCUUCUGUACCUUUAAUGACAUUGUUAUGUUGAACAGCCCUAAGAGAAUUCAAAUUUGUUUCUUUUUAAAAUUGCUAUUCUUGUAAAAUGUGAUAAAACAAGGUAAGCAUAAUUUAUCGUAUUAAUGUGUCUAGUGUUGUUGAUUAAAAAAGUUAGAAUCUACA